Molecule: messenger RNA, 2757 nt
Organism: Girardinichthys multiradiatus
Lineage: Eukaryota; Metazoa; Chordata; Actinopteri; Cyprinodontiformes; Goodeidae
Product: b(0,+)-type amino acid transporter 1
Exons: 6
Coding region: 79-1488 (469 amino acids)
Biological process (GO): amino acid transmembrane transport
Cellular component (GO): membrane
Molecular function (GO): L-amino acid transmembrane transporter activity
Source: RefSeq, a predicted model, not a curated record
AGUGACUUUGGUCACUUAAUUACAGUUUUGCUUUGCUGCCUAGAGCUGGCACAGGGCAGAUGGUCUCUAACUGCCAGGAUGAUGGAGGAGAAGCAACAGAAGCUCAGCCUGAGGCGUGAAGUGGGGCUGAUGGGAGCUGUGUCGCUGAUUGCAGGAACAAUGAUUGGAUCUGGGAUCUUCAUGUCCCCACAGACAGUUAUCUCCUCUAUUGGGAGCUCCGGAGCCAGCCUGGUGGUGUGGGCCAGCUGUGGCUUACUGGUUAUACUGGUGUCUUUCUGCUAUGCUGAACUGGGCACUGUUAUACAAGAGUCAGGGGGAGAGUACAUCUACAUCCUCAGGACAUCAGGUCCAGUCAUGGCCUUCAUGCUGGCCUUCAGUUCUAUCUUAUUUGUGAGACCUGCUGGAGUUGCUGGCAUCUCUCUGAGCUUUGCUCAGUAUGUUGUGGCUCCUUUCUAUCCAGAAUGCCUUCCUCCGGUGCUGGUAGUAAAAUGUGUGGCUGCAGCUGCAAUCAUUGUUUUAGCUGUUGUGAACUGCAUGAAUGUUCGCUUUUCAAUGUCAGUGCAAAUGUUUUUUAUGGUGGCCAAGGUUGUGGCCUUGGGAGUCAUUAUUAUAGGAGGGGUGGUCAUGCUUGCUAAGGGAAACACGUUAAGCUUUGAAAACUCUUUUAAGAACUCAAACGUGGGCAUCAAUCCAAUUGGUAUUGCUCUCUACCAGGGACUGUGGUCCUAUGAUGGCUGGAACAAUCUGAACUAUGUGACUGAGGAGCUCAAACGUCCAGAGAUAAACCUUCCCAGAGCCCUGGUAAUAGCCAUUUCUCUGGUCACUGGCUUGUAUCUGCUGGUCAAUGUUAGCUAUCUGACAGUGAUGACACCUAUGGAGCUCAUGUCCUCCACCGCUGUUGCUGUCACCUGGGGGAAUAAGGUGCUGGGAAGCUGGGGUUGGAUCAUGUCAUUGGCUGCUGCCCUGUCUGCUUUUGGUUCCUUAAAUGGGACGUUCUUCAGCGGGGGCCGAGUCUGCUUUGUGGCUGCCAGGGAGGGCCAUAUGCCAGAUAUUCUGUCCAUGGCUCACGUCCACCGCCUGACUCCAUCUCCAGCUCUCAUCUUCACCACUGUGAUCUCUUUGGUGGUGCUGAUCCCUGGAGAUUUUCAGAGUAUCGUCAACUACUUCAGCUUCACAGCCUGGUUUUUCUAUGCCAUCACUCUGUCUGGACUGAUCUAUCUCAAAAUAAAGAAACCGGAGCUCCCCAGACCAUACAGCGUUCCCAUUGUGCUCCCCAUACUGGUCCUGCUUGUGGCAAUGUUCCUUGUUCUGGCCCCCGUCAUAGACCAACCUCAGAUUGAAUACCUUUAUGUGGCAUUAUUUAUUCUAAGUGGCGCAAUAGUCUAUGUACCAUUCAUCCAUUACAAGCUCUGCCCGGGACUGUUCAAUAAGGUGACAAUGUUCCUGCAGCUGUUCUUGGAGGUCGCUCCAGCAGAGAAAAACCUGUGAUUUUAAUCUGCUGCAGAUAAUUGUUGUCUGCAGAAAAAAAUGAGGCUCUAAAAGCCAAUAAUGUAAUUGAUUUAAAUGGGCAAUUUUACUGAUGUGUUAUUUGUUUGCAGUUAGUUUUAUUUUUAUUUUGUGGCACUAUAGUGGCUUUUAUUUUUGUAAAUUAACCGAAAUGAAAUAGGGUGGAGAGAAAGAGGGAAGACAUGCAGCAAAGGUUGAGGGGGCCAGGACUCGAACCCUACAUAUAUGUGUGGCCUCCAUAUAUGGGCACUUUACCCCUGUACCACCGCCAAGCUGCCUUUUGCACUUAUUUAAAUUAAAUUAUGAGUUGAAAAAAAAAAAAGACAAUUCAUUUUAAAUGUUUUAUGGUAGAAAAAAACUGAAAUCUGCAACAAAUCUUGCAGUUAUUCUGAAAAGCUGCAAAAACAGAGACAUUACAAUGAGGUUUUUGAUUUUUCAGAAGCUGCUUUAUUUGGUUAAAACAAUAAAAAAAAGUUCUCACUGUAAUAGCUACCUAUUUGGAGCUGCAUCUUUCAUGCUACAAAUGAAGAUGGAAAAUAUACAAUAUUUAAAUUAAAUGAAGACCAAGCCAAAUGAUGCAUCAUUUACAAACUAAUACAAACUAAAAAUAUUUUAUUUCCAUCCCAAUAAUUAUUCCAUAAUUUACAUCUAAAACACCACUUUACCCAUUUUAAUCCAUUUCUUGUUAGUGUAGCAUCCCAGAAACAAUAAACUGUGCACAAACCCAUGGGGAACGUUUUGUCUGUGCACAUCUUUUGACAGAGGGAGUGCCAAAAUAAACCAAGUGAAAACCCAGUUACGGUACCAUUAUUUUAAUGUGCAGUACAUAUUUGUUUUCGCUAACAGUAGAUAAAAUAUAAAUGUAACGUUUGUUAGAUUUAGCCACAGAAUGUUCAUCUUUUGUAAGAUAUCACACGCUCUCACUUUUGCUAGAAAUAUUCAAAACCAUUUUGAUUCUACCUUCUUGCAACGAUUUUAUUGCCACAUAAUUUAUGCAUCAAAACAUAGACACCACGCUUGUCUUCCUCUGCUGAAGGACUUAUGAUUUUCUGUCAAAUCCUCCCAGUGGGGAAAAAGUGCACACUAAUUCACUCAUAUUUCACCUCUGAAGUUUUCUUUCAAAAUGGGAGCUAAAAGGUAUCUUCGAUCUGUCAUACCUUCUACAUAAAAGAGUGAAGACAGAUAAAAAUGUACGCGUGGCCUUCAGAAGUUUCUUUAACUCACAAUUAAAAUUGUUUUUGAUACAAUUUA